UGAAGAGUGUUCUCUGUUGAUCUGCUACAGAUUCCCAGCGUUCUUCGUAGGAUUCACCUCUUAAAGCAGGCUUGCCGUGACAUGAACCGAAACCUUUUAGUAUUCUGCCUGUCUCUCCUUCUUUUCGAAUCGUCUGGUUUCAGUGGGACAGAAAGCAACGCACAUGCCAGAUGGAAACCUUUACUCAGACGAUGACCUGAAACUCUUGAAGACUCGUAUGCAGCAGAAGUUGAAUCCAAUGGUGUGAGACUAAUUUUAAGAUGGCUUCCCCUGGAUCAUUCAAUGGGGUCGAGGAUUAUGAUAUGAAUCUGAAACAUAAAAAUUCAGUGUUCUUCUUGUCUCUCCUGGUACUAGAAGUGUCCUGUUUAAAUGAGUUUGAGAUUACUGUAUCCAGUGGGACUGUGAUUGGGCAUAACAGUCAAUCGAUGAUCCUGCCCUGCAUGUUUCCAGUAGACAGCUUGUGGAGUCUGAGCAACACUCUAAUUAGCUGGCAGCGUGGUCUGGAUGUUGUUCACAGCUUCUACUACAGCCGGGACCAGCUCGACCGUCAGAAUCCUCUCUAUGCAAAACGCACCACCCUGUUCAAUCGGGAGAUGGCACGAGGAAAUGCAUCACUUAGACUGGACAAAGUUACUCUGAAGGAUGCUGGUGUGUACACCUGCUCCAUAAUCACAAACUCUGGCAGCCAGAAGAAGAGUUUUAGAGUUGAUAUUGCAGCGUUCUACUCUGAGCCUCGUCUUCAGUUCUCUUUGCUAAAUGAUGGUGUUAAAAUACGAGUGAUGUCAGAGGGGGGGCAUCCCUCUCCUACACUGCAGUGGCUGAUAGAAAACACAGAAGAUAUCACAAACCAGACACAAACACACCUUGCGCAGGACAAACAUACAGGACUUUACAGUGUGUCUAGUUGGAUAAAUCUCACUGAAGUCACCAAUUCCUCUCUGACUUUCAUACUGUCCAACAAUCUCCUGGGACAAAAGAUCAUGAGGGAGAUACAGCUGUCCUCAGAUAAGAGAGAGAAGCAAAGAGAGCCAACACAAAGAUGUCACGGAUGCUUCACAGUGAUUCCUGGAAUUCUGCUGGUGUUCGUGCUGAUCAUAAUGGGUUUGGUGUUUGCGUUGAGAAGAAACCCGACUAAACAAAACAACUUUUAUAAGAAGCAACAUAUGGAUCAAACUCAAGCUCUCAGAGAAUCCAGAGUGUUCUCUGUUUAUCGGCUACAGAUUCCCAGCGUUCUUCGUAGGAUUCACCUCUUAAAGCAGGCUUGCCGUGACAUGAACCGAAACCUUUUUAUAUUCUGCCUGUCUCUCCUUCUUUUCGAAGCAUAUGGAUUCGUUGAGUUUGAGAUAACCGUGCCCAGUGAAACUCUCAUUGGGUUUUAUGGUCAAGCGCUCAUCCUGCCCUGCACUUUUCAAGUGGGCAGUUCAUGGGAUCUGCGCAGCACUGUGAUUACCUGGCAGCGUGGUCUGGAUGUUGUUCACAGCUUCUACUACAGCCGGGACCAGCUCGACCGUCAGAAUCCUCUCUAUGCCAAACGUACCAGCCUGUUCAAUCGGGAGAUGGCACGAGGAAAUGCAUCACUUAGACUGGACGGUGUCACUAUGAAGGAUGCUGGUGUGUACACCUGCUCCAUCAGCACAAACUCUGGCAGCCAGAAGAAGAGUUUUGGUGUAAAUAUUGCAGCGUUUUACUCUGAGCCUCGUCUUCAGUUCUCUGUGCUAAAUGAUGAAGUAAACCUACUUGUGACAUCAGAGGGGGGACAUCCCUCUCCUACACUGCAGUGGCUGAUAGAAAACACAGAAGAUAUCACAAACCAGACACAAACACACCUUGCGCAGGACAAAAAUACAGGACUUUACAGUGUGUCUAGUUGGAUAAAUCUCACUGAAGUCACCAAUUCCUCUCUGACUUUCAUUCUGUCAAACAAUCUCCUGGGACAAAAGAUCAGGAGGGAGAUACAGCUGUCCUCAGAUAAGAGAGAGAAGCAAAGAGAGCCAACACAAAGAUGUCACGGAUGCUUCACAGUGAUUCCUGGAAUUCUGCUGGUGUUCGCGCUGAUCAUGAUGGGUUUGGUGUUUGCGUUGAGAAGAAACCCGACUAAACAAAACAACUUUUAUAAGAAGCAACAUAUGGAUCAAACUCAAGCUCUCAGAGAAACCGUUUAAAAUGUUUAUGAACAUUUAUAAACAAUGUAUGAUACUUCCUGAAUUUCCAGAAAAAACUUUUGAUACGAGGACUAUCAUUGUUAUUUAAGUUAUUGACCCUGGCAGCAUUGUCUAAAUUGUUUUUUAUUAGAGAACAUUUCAAUCUAUUGAAUUAGCAGUCUAUCAAAAACGGAAAUUAUUUAUUAAAUGACAUGUUACUUGCAGCUAAGACAGUAUUGAUGUUAAAGGCCACGUGCUUGUGUUCUAUGCUGUGUUUUGCAUCUUGUUUAAUUCAAUUACUAUUUGAAAUUAUACGUUUUUUACCCUUGGAUUUUUCAAACCACUAUUUGAUCGGCACAUAGAUGCUGAACUGUUAAAAAUUAUUCUGUGCAAAAGCAGUAUUUUAUCAGAAUUAUAUUCUUGCUUUUUUGAAGCAACAUUUUGGUUAAUAUUUCAAUUUAACUGAAAUCCAAACAAAAAUAUUAUUGAGAGUACCUAUUUGAGUAUUCUAAAUCCAGUAUUUUUCAUAGACAUUUUACUGCAUCAUUUCCAUCCUCUUAUCCCUGCAUGCAAUGAAACAUUGAAAAGCAUAAUCAUUGUUUGCAUUUUUAAAAAAUCUGCUAUUUUAAGCAACAGUUUGUUGAUGGUGGAUAUUUAUGUCAGAAACGGUUAGGUCUACUCAAAACGUAGAUUGUUACAUCUCUAAGUAAGGAUAGAAACGUUUUUAAAUCCAAUGCAAUUCAUCAUCGUUUGUGACGUUUGUGAUCUGUUGUCCAUGUUGUUUCCAUUAGUUUAGACCAUAUUUUACCAACAAAGAUCUAAACAGGUAGUGUCUGUAAUUACAAGUGAUCUUGUGCCCUGACCAUUACAAGUAAUUUUGUGCCUUGAACGUUAUUGACCUUUACCUGCUGGCAGGUUUUCCAAGUCAAUUACAUUAUAUUACCUAUUUAUUGAAUUUUAAUUCCAUCAAACAUGGAAAUGAAUUAGUUCAUGUCUUCAAACAUGUUUCAGAUUGUAAACAUAGCUACAUGAAUUUAUAAAUGUAUAAAUGUAUUAAAGUUGUUAUUUAUGUUAGCUCUUUUUUUACUUUUCAUUGCCAAUAAUCGGCACUGUAUUAGAAAUUGACUUAUGGUGGGCAGUGUUUUCACUAUUGUACAUAUAGUUUAAAUAAAGUGAUGACUUGAGCAUA
Triplophysa dalaica is the source of this 3330-nucleotide messenger RNA. RefSeq lists its product as uncharacterized. Gene Ontology annotation, biological process: T cell costimulation; cellular response to lipopolysaccharide; positive regulation of T cell proliferation. Bases 261 to 2162 code for a protein of 633 amino acids. Gene Ontology annotation, cellular component: external side of plasma membrane. The record is from RefSeq and is a predicted model, not a curated record. The transcript is spliced from 9 exons. NCBI's taxonomy places the organism in Eukaryota, Metazoa, Chordata, Actinopteri, Cypriniformes, Nemacheilidae.